Messenger RNA from Mucor mucedo, 1870 nucleotides. RefSeq lists its product as uncharacterized. NCBI's taxonomy places the organism in Eukaryota, Fungi, Mucoromycota, Mucoromycetes, Mucorales, Mucoraceae. The transcript has 10 exons. Gene Ontology annotation, molecular function: 3',5'-cyclic-nucleotide phosphodiesterase activity. Bases 75 to 1778 code for a protein of 567 amino acids. The record is from RefSeq and is a predicted model, not a curated record. Gene Ontology annotation, biological process: signal transduction.
UUUUUUUUUCUUCUUUUUCCUAUUUAUUAUAAAACACGCUGAAUAAUAUAACGCAUAUAUUUUCUCCCGAAAACAUGAAAAGAUUGAACCCGAACAAUUGCUCGGUUGUUAUUUUUCAUAAUCAAGGGGAGGAACUCCAAGAGACACUGGAAUUACUACACAAGGUGUUCUCAGAUGUGAUUGUGAAAAGUAGACAAGACGAAGUAUUGGCAGAGUUGGACGCACAGCAAGCAAAAGAUAAAAGGUCCACACUGUUAUUGAUAGACGCCGAAUCAUGCCGAAUGCCUUCACCGGACGAUUGUCCUGAUUUGCUCUUGACGGUUGUCCGUCUCUUGAUGCAGGAUGCGAUACGAAAUGUGGUGCCCAUUGUUUGCUCAAGUUUGGAUUCCCCUUCGUUUAUGAUCAAAUGCUUAGAACAAGGUGCCGCUGAUUUUGUAUUAAAACCUUUGUCACAAGAUGUGAUCAAAACGCUAUUCUUAAACGUUACUCGAUAUCAAGUUAAACGAAUAAAAGAGGAUUCAUCGGCAGUAGAGACGAACAAAGGUCAGAUUUGGUCGAAAUUUAAGGAUCGUCUCAAGGGUGUAUUUCUUAAAGAGGAUCGAUUAUCCAAGCUUGUGGCGGAUUUCUAUACCCCAAAGCCAAGCGUCAGGCGAUCAUCCAUGGCCUCCAUGCUGAGUGAUCGGAAAGAAUACCUGAAAUCACAAAUUUGUAGUUGGGAUUUCCUCCCUUUGGAAUUAGACGACAAGGAUCUAAUACAGGUAGUUUACAUGAUUCUCGAUCAAGUCUUGUGUACGUUUGAUCAAUUAGAUUCAUUGCGCGUACCCAGUGGCGAUUUGUACCACUUUAUCUUUGACAUUUGUAAUUCCUACCACAGCGCCAACCCUUACCACAAUUUUCGUCAUGCUGUGGAUGUCUUGCAGGCCAAUUAUUACUUUUUGUGUCAGAUAGGAGCCCUCGAGCCGAUGUGUCCCGAGAUGGGCGGAAAGAAGGAAAAAGUGGAACAUCCGUUGGUACAACUACUAGAGCCAUUGGAUAUAUUUGCCUUAUUGAUGGCCAGUAUUGGCCAUGAUGUUGGUCAUCCUGGCGUCAACAACAAUUUUAUGGUGAACACAUCUACUCCGUUAGCCAUUCUGUAUAAUGAUCGCUCUGUGCUAGAAAGUUUUCAUGCCAUGUCCUUUUUUCAUUUAUUACAGCAGCAUUGUUUCAGUAGCCUGACCGAUAUCCGUGCCAACCCCGAAUAUGCUAUAUUUCGUAAAAUUGUUGUCAAUAGUAUCCUAGCAACCGACAUGAGUAUGCAUGAUGAAUAUGUCCAAAAUAUCCAAGAACAAGCACAGCGAUUCAAGCGACAAGGGAUUGAUCUUUCAGACAAGGCGGCGUGUGAAAAGGAUAAGAUCCUGCUCUGUGGAGCCUUGAUUAAAUGCGCCGACAUUAGUAACUGUGCAAGGCCGUUUCCAUUGGCCAAGGCAUGGGCAAAGAUUCUGGCAGAGGAAUUUUUUGAGCAAGGUGAUCUUGAAAAGGAAUUAGGAAUGACCGUCUUACCUAUUCAUCAACGAGGAAAGAUUUGUCUAGAAGAUUUUCAAAUUACCUUUAAAAAAUUUGUUGCCUUGAAACUGUUUGAAGCCGUGAGUCAGGUUACUUCACAAAUGCAAUUCACAGUGGAUGCCAUUUAUGAUAAUAUUAAUCGAUGGGAAAUCAUGAAGACAGAACGGUCAUCUCCACUUAACCAUAUACAACCAGCUCCCGAUGGCACUCCUGCACGGCCAAGGCCUGGAAUAUAACUUAUAGAAAAAAAAAAACAAAAAAAAAACUCAUUAAUUGACUGUACAGAAAGAAACCCCUUUUUUAAUUAUUUUUCGCAAACCACACACUU